Dictyostelium purpureum is the source of this 6879-nucleotide messenger RNA. RefSeq lists its product as uncharacterized. NCBI's taxonomy places the organism in Eukaryota, Evosea, Eumycetozoa, Dictyosteliales, Dictyosteliaceae. The transcript has 2 exons. Gene Ontology annotation, molecular function: DNA binding; RNA-directed RNA polymerase activity; hydrolase activity. The record is from RefSeq and is a predicted model, not a curated record. Gene Ontology annotation, biological process: siRNA processing. The coding region runs from base 1 to 6879 and encodes 2292 amino acids. Gene Ontology annotation, cellular component: nuclear RNA-directed RNA polymerase complex.
AUGGAGUCCUCUAUCGAUCCAUUAUUAAAAAAUAGAACCAUUUUCUCAACUACCAAACCAGAUAUACCAACACUUAACAAUGGAGUUAAACCACAUAAUUACCAAAUAGAAGCUUUUUAUGAAUGUAUUAAAAGAAAUUCAAUUAUAGUUUUACCGACUGGUACAGGUAAAACUUUAAUUUCAAUUUUGGCCCUUUUAGAAAUGCAUAGAUUAAACUAUCCAAUUAAUAAUAAAGUUGCGUUAUUCUUGGUUAGCUCUGUGCACUUGGUUAAACAACAAGCAGAAUCAAUAGAACAAUAUACAAAACUUAGGGUAAUUACAAUGAGCAGUAAUACUUCAAACAAAAUCGAAAGAAGACAAUUUUUAGGGAAAAAGGAAUCAUACGACGUUUUAGUUGCAACACCACAAACUGUUAUCAAUUCAAUCAAAAAUGGAUUUAUAUUUAUAGAAGAUUUUCAUAUUAUUAUUUUUGAUGAAGUCCAUCAUGCUGUUGGUGAAAGUUCAUACUCGAUGUUAAUGGAUAUCUAUACAUCGGUCAGUGAUGGUGCCGCUAAACCCAGAAUUAUAGGUCUCACCGCUUCAAUCUCACAUAGUUCUGUUAUUUUCGAUGUAGAGAAUGCCAUAACCGAAAUUGGACAAUUAGAAAAACGUAUGUGCUCCUCUGUAUUUAGACCAACCAGUUUAGAACAUGACUUUAUCAGUAAACCUGAGAUUAUAGAGUAUACCAAUUCCGAUCAACAGCAAUCCAUUUUCGAAACGAUUUCACUAUAUUUAGUUAAGGAAAUUAAUGCAGUAAAGGGAAGCUACGACGAUUUAAUCUUUGAAGACAUUAGAUCAAAUAAAUUUUUAAAAUCUCUCAAGAUCUUUUUAUUAUUUUCAAAACAGAAUAAUAAGCCACAAGAGUAUCUAGAUAAAAUUACAAAUCUUAUCAACAUAUAUUCAGACUAUAUCACAUUAGAUAUUGAAGGUUCGAAAACAUUUUUAUCAUUACCAUCGAUCAAUCAAAACCUAAAGGAUGAAAUUGAAAAAAGUUUUGAAUUAAACCAGAAUAUUAAUAAACCUGUCGAAUUAGAAAUAUUUUCAAAUAAAAUCACAUGCUUAUUAAAUAUUUUAAAAACCAAAAUUAAUUUAUUAGAUCAAGAAGAAAAAGAAAAUCAAGAUAGUAAUAAUAACAUUACAGAAAAUAAUAUAGAUAAUAAUAAUAAUAACAAAAAUGGUAAAUCAAAAAAAAAACUUAAAUUAAAUUGUAUUAUAUUUGUCGAAACAAGAACAAUUGGUAAAAGAUUAAUAAAUUUAUUAAGAAAAGAUGAAAUUAUAAACACAUAUAAACCAAAGAUGAUAUUUGGAACAGCUGGCGAAGAUGGUAUGACAAUAAGAAAACAAAUUAAAAGAGUUGAUGACUUCAAGAAUGGAUCAUGUGAAAUUUUAAUUGCCACCAAUGUCUUGGAAGAAGGUAUAGAUAUUCCAGAAUGUAAACUAGUAAUUUGUUUUGAUAGUAUAUAUAGUGUCAGAUCCUUAAUUCAACGUCGUGGUAGAGAGCGUACUCAAACCAAUUUCAUUGCAAUGAUAAACUCAAAGGACAAGUCGCGUAUCGAGAGAGUUAUGAAUAGCGAACUUUUAAUGACUAGAGCAAUCAUCCAAAUUUUAGAAAAUCGAAAUUCACCAUCCCUAUUAAUUAAAAAUAAUGAAGGUGAUAACCAAGAGAUUGAAGAUACUAAGAUUAGAUCGUUCAUUGAAGAUCCAAAUACAACUUUAAAAGAACAUUUGGAGGAAUUUGAUCUCAAGGCCAACAUCGGUGAUAAUGAUACCGAUCAAAUUAACACAAAAGAGUUUUUAUUCUUUUAUUGCGUCAAUCAAGAUAUGAUAGAGUCAUUUAAAACUUAUAUCAAGGGAUAUAAUAGGGUUAUUCGAGAACAAUAUCAAGAAGAAAAGAAAAAGAACAGCGGUUUUUCAGAUUCGGGCUCAAAUUCUGAUUUAGAUUCAAAUUCCAAUUCUGAAAUUCCAGAAUUUUCGGACUCUGAUUCAGAAAUUUCAGAGUUUUCAGAUUCAGAUGUCCCAAGUGAUUCGGACUCUGAUACAGAAUUAAAUAAUAAAAAAAUUAAUAAUAAUUAUAAUUAUAAUAAUAAUUAUAAUAAUAAUAAUAAUAAUAAUAAUAAUAAUAAUGAAAGCAAUAACAAUAUAAACGACAUUGAUAAUGACGAUGAAGAUAAUGACGAUGAAAAUUUAAAUUUUAGAGUUUUAUCAGUUGAAACAAACAAAAAUAAUACAAAUGAACCAUAUUUAUCAAUUUAUAUAACAGUUUUAAUAAGAGUAUUAAAAUCAAAAAAAGAUGACUUGGUUAAUGAUUUUAAAAACUAUGUAAACAAAAAAUUUAGAUAUUGGUUAUACUGCUCAAAUAUAAAUCAAAUGGCGUUAAACCAAUCAGAUAUUAACAAUACAUACAGAUUUUCAAAUGAUAAAAAAGGCAAUAGUUAUUUUGAAUACGGCAAUUUAAUAGAACCAACAUCAUUCUUAUAUGUAGAUAAAUUCCCUAGUGCAAUGGAAACCAUAGUACUACAACCAAACAAAAUAGUCAUAAAGAGUUCAAUAACGAAUUUCAAUUUGGAAAUGCAGCUUAACGAUUUAGAAACCUAUUGUCUAUUCAAGCCUCCAAAGUUUAUACCAUCAUCUGAUCAAACCUCCUAUCAGUAUGAAUUUUAUUUCUUUGCAAUUAGACCACUUAUGAUAAAGAAAUGUAUCUUUAAAGCUCAAAACAAAACCUAUAAUGACUGUGUUAUGUCAAGAAAUAUAAGUUUAGGAAAGAGUUUUGUAUACAGAAUAAAACUAAACUUAAACCAAAGAGAUAUUCAACAUUUUAUUUCCCAAUUAAGAUAUCUUGGUUUCAAAUUGUAUCAAGCCCACAUUCAAGACAGCCACUUAAUACCAGAAAACUUUAAAUUGAACUUUGAUAGCAUAAAAAAACGUUCAAAAGAAAUCUACUACUUGUUAAAUUGUAUUGACUCCCAAAGAUCCUAUGGUAAAAUGUUAACCCAAAGCUUUAUUGAUCAAAUUGGCCAAUUUCUUGCUAGGAAUAAAAUUAAACAAGCUCGUUAUAUCAUAAGUCAAGCACUCUCAAACAAAACCAAAUUCUUUGACUAUACAAAUUUGUUCAAAAGAAUCGAUCAAGAUAGCGAUAACAAUCCAAAGAGUGAUUUAUUCGAUGAUUUUCAAUUGAAAGGUGAUGACCUUUUUAUUCCAGUUAAAGAAGUAUUUGUUACACCAACGAGAAUCGUAUUGGUACCACCGCGUUUAACCUCUGGAAAUAGAGUAAUUCGUAGCUUUGGUAAUGAUCCAUCAAGAUUUUUAUUAUACAACUUUACAGAUGAAAAUUUUGAACCAUUUUUAGGUCUUAAUAAGAGUCAUCCAUUAAUUUUAGAUGGUCAAUCUAAACAUUUAAAAAAUGGUCUCGAAAUCAUACCAUUGUCUGGUGAAUAUUAUCGUUAUAUUGGUAAUAGUCAAUCACAAUCAAAAAAGUAUUCUGCUUGGUUUUAUUUAGAAGAUCCAAAGUAUAAAAUUGAAGAUGCUUUCAAAUGGAGUGGGAUCGAUACUAGUAUCCCAAUGAGAAAAGUUUACAGACAAUUUUGUUUAUUAUUUUCAAGUACAUCCAAAUCAAUUGUUAUCGAUAAAAGUAAAUAUAAAACCAUCGACGAUGUUUACGAUUCAACUGGUGCUCAUAAUUUCACUGAAGGCUGCGGUAUAAUUGGUAAAUAUUUAGUGGAUGCUAUCAACAAGAAAAUGAACUAUCAUCCAUGCACCUGCGCUUACCAAAUUAGAAUUGGUGGCUCUAAAGGUGUUGUAGUAUUAAAUGAUACUGACUCUAUAUCAUUGGGUAAUGGUAAAAGUAUCCCAAUGGAUCCAACCUGCAUUUACAUUCGUGAAAGUAUGACCAAAUUUAUGAAAGAUCCAUCAGAUGAUGAAACUCAUCGUACAUUAGAAAUUAUUUCAGUUUCAACAACAUCAAGAUGCAAACUCAACCGUCAAGCCAUCAACCUAUUAUUAAAUGCUGGUACAGAAGAGUCCUCAAUUCUUUCAUUUUUAGAUAAAUCAUUAAAUGAAAAUGCCCAAACUCUAGUAGAUAUUGGCUUAUCCAAAGACCUUUUAAAUGAAUUUUAUCCCAAUAUUAGCGAAUAUGAGCUUUUCAACGACUACUAUAUUAGAACCAUUGUAUUAAAGCAUUUUAAAACCAAAUUAUUACGUAUUCAAGAUAAAUGCCACAUCGAAGUUGAAGAUAGUAGAAAUGUAUUAGGUGUUACUGAUUUUAGUGGAAAACUCGGUCCAAACCAAGUUUAUUUAGAAGUUGCCGAUUUUGAUGAUAACAACAAUAUUAUAAGAUCAAAGGUUAUUACUGGUAGAGUUGCUGUCUUAAAAAACCCAUGUCAUCACCCAGGCGAUAUUAGAAUUUUAGAGGCAGUCGAUAUUCCAUUACUUCAUGGUAAAAGAAAUAUUUUAUUCUUUUCAAUCAAUGGGGAAGUACCAAACUUUAAAGAAUGCUCCGGUAGUGAUUUAGAUGGUGACCGUUAUUUUAUCGUAUAUGACAAUGUUUUAAUUAACGAUAAAAUGAAAAACUCAGAUCCAUACCUUGGUGAAAGUGUUGCCGCUACUGUAGGUGGGGAAGGUGAGGGUCUUCAUGAUGUUUAUCUUUUCAAUAUCGAUAAAACCAAUUUAGGUAAACUCUCAAAUAAACAUUUAAUAAUAUCUGAUUUGGAAGGGGUUGACAGUGAAAUCGCAAUCGAUUUGGCAAUCCAAUGUGCUAUUGAAGUAGACUCUGUUAAAACCAAUAAACAUGGCGUAUUACCAGCCAACGCGAAAGCUGCUAUGAACAAAUGCGGUAUCCCUCAUUUUAUGGCAUCUACGACUCUUGGAACAACAAAUAUUUACCACAGCGAUAAAGUCAUUGGUCAAAUUUAUGAUAGCGCAAGUCGUUUAAUGUGGUUUGGUGACUUUUUACCUGAAAUAAAAGUUGAUGAAAAUAUGCUAGUAGAUGGUUACAAGAACUAUAUAGAUCAAAAGAAUUUGAUCACUUAUAGGUUAUAUAAAACAAGAAUUAAUAAUUUAUUACGUAUUUAUGGCUCAAACUCCGAAGAAGAUUUACUUUUAGGUUUUGUAGAUCCCAAACUCGUGGAAAAAUGGACAAAUGAUGUAAAAAGACAAAUUAAAGAAAAAUAUUUCAAAAUUCAAGAUGAAUUUUAUCAAUAUUUUAUUGAAGAAUUUAUUAAAAAUACUAAACCACAACCACAACCACAACCACAACAACAACAACAACAACCACAGAAAAUGGUUCAAGAACCAUUACAACAACAACCAGUACAGCAACAACCAGUUUAUCUCAAUGGCCCAAGAGCACAAAAUAGAAGUGGUCCACCAAGGAGUAGAAUUAGCCCACAGAAAAUUAAACAAACACCCCCAACCCCAAAUUCAGCCAAUUCGAAAUAUAACUUGGAUGUUACAGAUUUAUUAAAUCAAUGUUCAAAAGAAAUUGAAAAGAAAAUUUCAGCAUGGUACUACAUUUGCUAUAGCGAUCCAGAGGAAAAUAGAACCUUGAGUUUCAGUAGAGUGGCUCAAAAAUUAAAGAAAGAAGCUGAAAGUGGUCUUUCAAAAAGUAACAAGAAACCAUUAAGCGAUAGUAUAAAACAAUUCACAAAAAGAAAAAAAGAAGAAUUGGAUCAAAACUUUAAAACCAGAUUAGAACUAUUAUCCGAAAUCCAAAAUACAUUAAAGGGAACAAUCUUUGAUACCGUUUACAAAUUUGAAAUCACCGGGACAACACUCAACUAUUUUUUCGAUUCGAAAUCAAAUUUAAAUGUUUUCAUUUCUGAAAAGGUUGGAGAUGCUCAACCAAAAGAUAAAUUUGAAAAACAAUAUGUUUUAACUAGGUUAAAUGAAGAGUUAUAUAGAAGCAAGUUAGACAUUAGAGGAUUGGCAUUAAAUUUAAAUAAUUUAACAUUAGAUUUUAUUUAUAAACAUCUUCAUUUCCAAUUCACUACAGACCAAACAUAUCAUCAGCAAAAUUUAGCAAUUAAUAACUAUAUUUUCAAAUAUCCAAUGCUAUAUUCACCAAUAUUAGUAAUGUUAGAAUGGGCCCAAAAAAUUUCAUUAACCCACCAAACUGACAAUGAUUCUGUAACCAACCAAACUGACGAUGAUACCCACUCAAAUCAAAAUAAAAUAAAACCAAAAGAAGAAAACUAUACAGCAUUCAAAACUUCAAAAUUGUUUUUAAUGACUCUAUUCAUUAGAUAUUGUAUUGAUAAUGAAUUAAUUAAAGAAAUAUCUCAGUUCGAUCCAAACGCCAAAAACGACUAUAAUCAAUUUUUUAUUGAAACUGACCAAAUCUAUAGUGAUAUCUUUUUAAAUUUCUUUAGAAUAUCCUCAGACUCUCUCCUCCAAUAUAUAUAUAACCUCAAGCAAUUCAAAUUGGAUAAGUUUAAUUUUAUUAUCAAAACCGAUAAAGAUGAAAAGGAAAAUGGAAUGGAUCAAAUUAAUACAAUACCAGCAAAUAAUAAUAUUAACAUUUCCAAUAAUAACUACACUAUCGAUGAAAAAGGAAAACUUUGUUUUUUAGGUGAACAAUUCAGAGUGGCAUACAAUGGUAUUUGUGUGUUGGUGGAUAUUUAUAGAUUCCUCGACAGUUGUUUACAUACAAUGACCAGAUCCAUGUCAAUCCCAACUGUUCAAAUAGGCAAAUAUCAAGAAAACAAAUUAUCAAUCAAAAGAGAUGUAGAACUUUUAAAUGUAAACAUUCAAUUUAUUGACACCGAAAAGUCACACACAAUCGAAAUUAGUGGUCUACCUUUAAAAAUCCAAAAAGCAAUCGAUAUUAUUAGAAACUAUAUCAAUUAA